This is a messenger RNA of Microthlaspi erraticum, 1098 nucleotides long. The record is from the annotation of a GenBank genome assembly. Lineage: Eukaryota; Viridiplantae; Streptophyta; Magnoliopsida; Brassicales; Brassicaceae.
AUGAGAGAGACAGUAGCUUGGAGGUACUUUAACAGAGACGUUCUGCCAUUUGGUGCAAUGAUCGUAGUGGAGUGUACCGCGGUUGGGUCAAACACAUUGUACAAGGCUGCAAGCUUAAGAGGAUUAAGCUUUUAUGUCUUUGUCUUCUACAUGUUCGCCGUUGCUACACUUGUCCUUCUUCCACUUUCUCUUAUCUUUGGAAGGUCAAGAAGAUUACCGUCAGCUAAAUCUCCUGUCUUCUUCAACAUUUUCUUACUUGCUCUUUUCGGGUUCAUGGCAAUGAUAGCUGGCUGUAAAGGUAUAGAGUAUAGUUCUCCUACUCUUUCCUCUGCUAUCAGCACCCUCACGCCAGCCUUUACCUUCACACUCGCCGUUAUCUUCAGAAUGGAACAAGUAGUGUUAAGGAGCUCUGCGAGUCAGGCUAAAAUCAUUGGCACCAUAGUAUCUAUAUCAGGUGCUCUUGUUGUUGUUCUUUAUAAAGGUCCAAAUGUUCUCGCUGCUGCCUCUCUUACAUCUUCAUCAUCUACCAUUUCGCAUUUGACUUCGUUUGAUUCAAGUUGGAUUAUCGGAGGGCUUCUGCUCGCUUCACAAUAUUUUCUUCUUUCAGUCUGGCUUAUUCUUCAGACUCAGGUCAUGAAGGUAUACCCUGAAGAAGUAACUGUAGUAUUCUUGUACAACUUAUUCGCAACUCUAAUCUCAGCACCAGUGUGUCUAUAUGCGGAAAAAGACUUGGCUUCUUUUCUGCUUAAACCUGAUAUUUCUCUCGCUUCCGUGUUGUACACGGGAGUCGUACUUUCAUCAUUUGGCGUACUUAUACUCUCAUGGGGUCUGCAUCUGAAGGGUCCAGUUUAUAUAUCCUUGUUCAAGCCUUUGUCUAUUGUUAUUGCGGUCGCUAUGAGUGCUAUGUUCCUCGGCGAUGCACUUUACCUUGGGAGUGUCAUCGGUUCAGUGAUUCUAAGCUUAGGAUUUUACGCUGUGAUUUGGGGCAAAUCAAGAGAGGAUUCAACCAAAACUGUGGCUGCUUGUGAGCGCUCACCUUUGUUGCUUACACAUACCAUAGAAGAUGAAGCCAUAAGAUUAAGACACACUAAUGUUUAG